AAAGUUUACAUCAUGGCGGCCAGGAAAAGAAAUCAACUGAUCCAGAACAGCAAUAAUGCCAAUCAAACGCAUUCUGGAAAGAAAAAACUUGCAAAGAAAUCAGAUUUUAAAGACAAAAUCACAUGCGAUUCGGAAAAUGCACUCAAUUUCACGCCGACAACAAAAGCAAUCACUUUAAUUUUGGCUAUAGUUAUAACAGUUAUCCAUAGAAAUCAUGUGUAUGGUAUGUUUGAAAGAGAAAGACAUUUUUCCCAUUUAUCAAAUCUUGAAAGGGAACUGGCCUUUCGCACAGAAAUGGGUCUGUACUAUUCUUAUUACAAAACCAUAAUUACAGCACCAACAGUAGUCCUGGGAUUAUACUCAGUUAUGUAUGAUAAUAUGACAGAGUACCCGUUGACAAUAAAUGUACUAAAAAGGUUCAACUUAUACCCAGAAGUUGCGCUUGGUAUCAUCUACAGAACCUAUUCUUCUUUCUGUCAGACAUUUGGCAUCAAAAAUAAGAUGUGUUGGACAGUAAAUAGAGGGAAGGAUUUAAGUCCCGUACAAAGUUGUGAAGGUCUUGGAGAACCAACCUAUUUUUAUGUUGAAGUUGUUUUCUGGUUCAGUGGUAUAAUGAUGGGAACACUUUUCCUGUUUGGAACAUUUUUGAGUGGCAGUCCAUAUGGGGGAAUUCUAACUGUGUUGUCGUUCUUCUACAAUCACGGAGAAGCUACCAGAGUUAUGUGGACUCCACCACUUAGAGAGAGUUUUGCGUUUCCUGUGCUUGUGAUACAGAUAUUUUUAGUAACAAUUUGCCUCAGGAUGAGAAAUCCAGGAUAUAAACACAGUGCCUUCAUUUCCAUAGCAACUGUAAGCUUUAUGCUGCCAUGGCAGUUUGCCCAGUUUGCACUACUCACUCAGACUGUUGCAGUCUUUGGUACAUAUGUUCUUGGUUACACAGACUCACAUAAGAUCAAAGUAAUAUUGUAUGGACAGCUGAUUGGUCUGUUGGUUAGCUAUUUAGCUUUAUUUGGUAAUGAGAUGCUGCUGACCUCAUUCUUUGCAUCAUGUUUGCUAACAGUGCUGAUUAUUGUCUAUUUAGAACCAGUGCUAGAAAAUAUAAGAUUCAGAACUAUCAUCAUAGCUAUACAGGGAAUUUUAUUGAUAAUUGGAACAGUAGGCUGUAAAAUCAUAGUAUCCAAAAUCCUUGAAACUGCUGAUGAUGCACACAUAGGAGAAAUAUUCAGAAGUAAGUUUGGAGAUUUUAAGAAUUUCCAUACAAUGUUGUACACUUGUGCCAAGGAGUUUGAUUUUAUGGAACCAGAGACUCCUGUGAAAUUAUCAAGGACUUUAUUAUUACCAACUGUGUUCAUCGUUGUCUGUUCUGUUGUCUUUAAGUUACUUACGGAAGAAUAUUUAGCAUGGAAGAGUCCAUCCUCUUAUGAGAUGCAGGUAGACAGAAAUAUGAGAUUGAAGCCAAAUGCUGAGAUUGUGUAUAACCUGUUACAGUGUGCAGCAUUCACACUAAUGGCUAUCAUGAUAAUGAGAUUGAAAUUGUUCAUGACACCCCACCUUUGCUUGAUUUCAUCUCUUUUAGCAUCAAAAAAGAUUUUUGGGUGGAUUGGAAGCAGAGAAAAACAGUUAGGUUUAGUGACAAUUAUUGCAGCUGGAAUGACAUACCAGGGUAUAACUAAUCUCCAGCACCAGUGGUCUAUAAUGGGAGAGUACAGCAAUGUUCCACUGGAAGAACUUGUUGAUUGGAUCAAUGCAAAGACUUCAAAAAAUGCUGUGUUUGCUGGUCCUAUGCCUACUAUGGCAACAGUAAAACUGACUACUUUACGCCCAAUAGUUAACCAUCCACAUUAUGAAGAUGCAGGACUGAGAGAACGAACAAAAAAAGUAUACUCUAUGUACAGUAGAAAGCCUGCCGAAGAAUUGAAACGUUUAAUGAAAGAAAUGAAGGUUAAUUAUGUGAUUUUAGAGGAUUCAUGGUGCAACAGAAGAUCUAAACCAGGCUGUCAGAUGGCAGAGAUCUGGGAUUUAGAAGACAGAAAGAACAGAGGAAAAGAACCACUUUGUAGUAUUUUGCAAAGAGACCCAAAACCCUAUUUUAAAACUGUGUUUAAAAAUGCUGUAUAUUCAGUUCUAAAACUUAUUUAGUUGAAAUUCUAUAAUUUAGUUUUUAAUAUAUUAUAAGCAUUCAAAAGAAAUUCAGACCAAAACUAAUUAAAAUUCACAGCUGACAUUAUUACAUUGUUUUUUGUUACUGGACAAUUUCAGGGAAGGAUAUUAAUCUUUUUAUACAUUAUCCUAAAUUUAUUAAUUGUUUUACAAUACCAAACCAAAAAUAAAAGAAUAAAAGCUUAGAUUUACUAGAUAAA
Mytilus californianus (California mussel) is the source of this 2360-nucleotide messenger RNA. Its product is annotated as probable C-mannosyltransferase DPY19L1. The record is from RefSeq and is a predicted model, not a curated record. The transcript has 21 exons. Bases 13 to 2139 code for a protein of 708 amino acids. Lineage: Eukaryota; Metazoa; Mollusca; Bivalvia; Mytilida; Mytilidae. Gene Ontology annotation, cellular component: nuclear inner membrane. Gene Ontology annotation, molecular function: mannosyltransferase activity.